GCGCUGGCGCUGUCAGUCAGCCCGCCCACCGCCUGGAGGCGUCCUCCAUCCAGUUCUGUUUUCUACCCACAGCCUGCUUCUGCUCUCACUCCAUCUCCCCGAGCGCUUCUCCUGCCUGGCCCGGGGCCUGAGCUUGCGUCACGCCUGCAGCUUCUUAACUCCACUGAUUAAGAAGAUUGCAACCUCACUGGAUCCUCAGAAGAGCAACUGGCGAGUGGCUUCCUAGGAACCAAAGCCAGGAUGGAUGUUCAAACAUGGCAUUUGAGAGCUUCAAAGCUGGCUUUAGCCUUGGCAAUUAUUCGCUCUAAGCCAGCAGACAAAAGCAGCAGAGAAUACACAGAACACCUCGCAACACUGGUGUCUAAGCAGGAUUCAAACUGCAGAUCAAAAGUUGAAGCCUUGGAAGCUGAAGUUCUGCAGCUGCGUCAAGAAGUUCUUCUGAAUAGGAUUUGUUCAGGAUUGUUUAAGAGUGGAAAGCUGACUUCCCAGGAAGUUAAAAGUUCUGAGAAUACAUUAAAUCCGAUGGAAGAUUCUGGGUAUGAUUUAUCAAGUGAGUGGGAAACAGACCUUUCAGAGUUAUCCCAGCACUUUGUGGAGAGCUGCAGUCUCCCACCUUUUCCACCACUGCCUCUGGUGAAAAAAGCCCAGGCUACUCCAGAAAGUUCACUAUCGUCUCACAUGAAAUUCUUGCAACAUCUGCUUACGCUAAAGAAUUUGACUGAAUCAGGUAGCCUAGUGUUAACAGACUUAACCCAUUCUGAAACGGACUCUUCCACUGUCUCUGAUUCUGUUUCUCGCAUGCUUGAUGGCCUGAUCACAUUUUACCGUAACCCAAAGCUUCCUUUUUCAAAGUUUUGGACAGAAGCUGUUGAUACUUUAGCAAGAGUGAUCAAUGAUUCUAACCUCUCUAACCAUAUUUUGAAAACAUGUUCUAAGAAGUUGGAAGAAUUUCAAAAUACCUUACUACAGAUUCUUAUAGGGAGAAGCCAUAUAAACCGGUUUCAGGAGCAGCGUUAUGUGUCUCAUAAUCUGGUGACCCUGGGAAGUUGCAGCUUGUUGAGAAAGUCUAUUAUAUCUCUACUUCUAUCAGAAAUAAACUGCUUUGUUGAUGAUCUGAGAGCCAUCGAUCAGGUACAAGCAAGUUAUGAUGUGACACGCUAUGAAAAUGUUUUCUCCCUAUUGUGGGUUUUGGAACAGCUUCUUCUAAAGGAGAACAAAGAAGAGCACACAUCAGGUACAGGGCUUGAUGACCAAGAAGUCAAGAAAUAUCUUCAGAAGCUUGAUGAAGCAAUCUUUCAGCUUUCUGAUACAUUUCCAUUAUUUACUUUUUAUUUAUGGAGACUGGGCCUUCUCUUAAACUCAACAGAGACAGAAACUAUUGAAAAUGACUCACUUUCUCAGAAUUCUACCAAAUAUUAGAAGAUGGCCUACUUAGUUUUUUCAAAAAUAUUUUAAGUAAGCAUUGUUAAAUUGAUCUCUAAUUAAAUGUGAUUCUGAUGCUUCCAAA
Messenger RNA from Cavia porcellus (domestic guinea pig), 1507 nucleotides. RefSeq names its product meiotic double-stranded break formation protein 4 (gene Mei4). Gene Ontology annotation, cellular component: lateral element. Bases 241 to 1419 code for a protein of 392 amino acids. The record is from RefSeq and is a predicted model, not a curated record. Gene Ontology annotation, biological process: oogenesis; DNA recombination; spermatogenesis. The transcript has 5 exons. NCBI's taxonomy places the organism in Eukaryota, Metazoa, Chordata, Mammalia, Rodentia, Caviidae.